Linum trigynum is the source of this 1863-nucleotide messenger RNA. Lineage: Eukaryota; Viridiplantae; Streptophyta; Magnoliopsida; Malpighiales; Linaceae. The record is from the annotation of a GenBank genome assembly.
AUGGCGUUGAGAGCCUCCGGUAGAAAACUAUCCUUUGAGAUCCUAACGAAGACCAAUUCUCUGGAAGAAGACCAAUUUCUUCUCCUCGACCAAUCAAGCCCCGAUACCGCGAGAUCGAGCCCGACGAACAACAUUCCGAAGAAGAAGCGAAGGAGGAACAAGCACAAGAAGUCGAGCCCCCAUGCCGAUUCCUACUCCACAAUCGCCGAAGAUCCAUCGGCGGCGGGAAGCAGCGUCGCAGGUUCAAAUUCCAAUUCGAAUUCCGUGAUCGAGUCUCCUAUAUCUGCAGCAGGGGAGUUGCAAAAUGGAAGCGUCUUCAUGGAGGAUAGGUUUAGCAGCCGUUACGGUGGAGGAGGCAGCGUGGUUUGUACUACACCAACAAUCACUGUCGUCGAGUGUGUGUGCGAUAACUCUACAAACAACGGCGGCAACAACUAUGUCGAGUUGAGGCAGCGGAAUGUUGUAAGCGUUGGAGGAGAAGGAGGGGGAAGGAAUGAUGAGGAUUUGCCCUCUGUUUUGAGGGUGAUUGGAGAGGCCGCCGUGGAGCGCGAGUUGGAGGUCGUUUCUGAUGAUAAACCGCGGAAUGAGCCGCCGCCGAUGCCCAAUGGCUGUUGCUUGCCGAGAUUAGAGACUGCAGAGUCAUUGGAUUGGAAGCGACUCAUGGCUGAUGAUCCUACUUAUCUCUUUUCAGUGGAGAAGUCACCAUUGAAUUACUUCAUGGAUGAAAUAGACGAAGGCAACUCAUUACGGCGAACAACAACCCUCGGCAGUGAGAAAGAAAGGGAGAGGGUAUACGACACUCUAUUCCGCUUACCAUGGCGAUGUGAGCUGCUUAUUGAUGUUGGCUUCUUCGUGUGUUUGGAUUCCUUCCUGUCACUGUUGACUGUCAUGCCAACAAGGGUUCUGAUGACUCUUUGGAGGCUUCUCAAAAGAAGGCAGUUCCAGAAGCUCUCUGCUGCGGACUAUUCAGAUUUUGGCUGCUUUAUUGUGUUGGCCUCUGGAGUCCUUCUUUUAGACCGAACAGAUAUCAGCUUAAUAUAUCACAUGAUUCGUGGUCAAGGAACGAUCAAACUAUAUGUGGUUUACAAUGUUUUGGAGAUAUUUGAUAAAUUAUGCCAAAGUUUCGGAGGAGAUGUAUUUCAGACAUUGUUCAAUUCUGCUGAGGGGCUUGCUAGCUGCCAACCAGAAACCAAAAGAUUCUGGAUUUGGAGAUUUCUAGCAGAUCAAGCAAUUACUUUAUCCACAUGCAUUGUUGCUCACAAUAAUGCCUUAUUGGCUUUGCUGGUAUCAAAUAAUUUUUCGGAGAUAAAAAGCAAUGUCUUUAAGCGUUUCAGCAAAGAGAACAUUCACAAUAUUGUAUACGCUGAUUCAGUGGAGAGAUUCCAUAUUACAGCAUUUCUACUGUUCGUUUUGGCUCAAAACAUCCUUGAAGCUGAGGGUCCAUGGUUUGAGAGUUUUGUUUAUAAUGCACUUUUGGUUUUUGUAUGUGAAAUGUUAAUCGAUAUCAUAAAGCAUUCAUUCCUCGCAAAGUUCAAUGACAUAAAACCUAUCGCCUACUCCGAAUUCUUAGAAGAGCUGUGCAAUCAGACUCUAAAUAUUCAAUCUGGGGAUAAAAAGAAAAUCCUCACUUUUAUACCGCUGGCACCAGCAUGCGUUGUCAUCCGAGUGCUCACUCCAGUAUAUGCAGCUCACCUACCGUACAGCCCACUCCCUUGGAGGCUCUUCUGGGUAUUUCUGUUGACUUCCAUAACCUUUGUCAUGCUCACAAGCCUGAAGAUAAUGAUCGGUAUGGGACUGCAAAAGCAUGCCUCUUGGUAUGUAAACAGGUGCCGCAGAAGGAAACACCAUCUUCACUCCGAGUAA